This is a messenger RNA of Ostreococcus lucimarinus CCE9901, 1160 nucleotides long. RefSeq lists its product with no specific name. The record is from RefSeq and is a predicted model, not a curated record. The transcript has 2 exons. The coding region runs from base 28 to 1053 and encodes 341 amino acids. Lineage: Eukaryota; Viridiplantae; Chlorophyta; Mamiellophyceae; Mamiellales; Bathycoccaceae.
CGGGAACGCGUCCGCGGCGACUUCGGCAUGUUCAAGGAUGAGAAGCGCACGCAGUACUCACCGCUCAUGACGCGCGAGGAACAGGCCGAGGCCGUGAACGACAUGGAGGACGCGAUCGACGAAGCGCCGGCGGCGCGUAGACGACACGUCGGGAGUUCGUCGUCGACGUACACGGCGUACGAUAACCCCAUGACGUCGUCGGCGAAUGUGGAUGAUGAUUUCGAAAGCGUGCCACUCAGGGGCGCGGGACGGUCGCUGGCACAGCGCGCGCAAGCGCACCUGAAGUCGCUGAAGAAGACGCUGAAGGACGCCUUCAAGGACGCCGGUUCGGCGUCGCGGACGCCGGCGCCGACGUCGACGUACGGGAACGAGACGUACGUGGACGACGCCUCGUUUGUCGGAUCACCACCCGCGGGUCAGAUGCUCUCGCGUCACCACGCGCGCGCGAGAUCCGUGGAUUUACGACACGUGCUCGGCGACUUGGACGACACGCUCGAAGGCGCUCACACGGCGGCGACGCUUUUGCGCGAGCUUCGCGAUUCGGGUGGAGACCCAGAUGCGGAUGCGGCGACGAACGACGCGUUAGACUUGGAGUUGAGCGACGUGUGCGAGGCCCAUCGCGCGCAUCUCACGCAAGUGGCGGAGAUGACGGAUAGCGCGGUGAGUUUAAGCGAGGAGCAACUCGGGAAGCUGCUUUUCACGCUCGAGGAACUGAACGCGGCGGUGCUCUCGAUUCGUUCGGACGGUCGUCCGAAAACGUCGACUACGAUGCCAGAUCCAGACUCCUCAUGCGCCGCCGUACCUCCGAGCGGCCCCCCGUCGCUCGGAACGAGUCGAAUCGAGUGCGCGACGACGGAAGAGGAAGAGGCGGCGAUGAUCGCCCAAGCCAUCGCGGCGAGUCUCUCCGUCUCCCAACAGUCGGACGUCGAGAAAUCAGCCGAAGACGCGCUUCCGCCGCCACUUCCAGCGCCCGCGGAAACGGCUUCGACUGCGGCGGCGCCGCCUAGGAAACAAACUACCGAAGAGCUGCUCGCGAAUCUCAUCGACAUCUGAUUCGCGCUCGAGAAACCGCGUCUUCUUGCACUUUCGUUUAGCGCGGGAACCCCUAUUUCCCGCUUGUUCAUCUUCACUCAACGCAAUUUAAUCCAAAGAUUUGACUA